Aspergillus alliaceus is the source of this 3431-nucleotide messenger RNA. RefSeq names its product putative protein-tyrosine phosphatase (gene dspD). The transcript has a single exon. NCBI's taxonomy places the organism in Eukaryota, Fungi, Ascomycota, Eurotiomycetes, Eurotiales, Aspergillaceae. Gene Ontology annotation, biological process: protein dephosphorylation; negative regulation of MAPK cascade. The record is from RefSeq and is a predicted model, not a curated record. Gene Ontology annotation, molecular function: protein tyrosine/threonine phosphatase activity; MAP kinase tyrosine/serine/threonine phosphatase activity. Gene Ontology annotation, cellular component: nucleus; cytoplasm; cytosol. Bases 463 to 2802 code for a protein of 779 amino acids.
UUUUAUUUUCUUAUUUAAUUUUUUUUUUUUUUUUUUAUAAUUUCUUGCUCUCCUUGACUCCGUUUUAUUUAUUUGUUUUGCUAUUGUUAUUUAUUUUUGGUUCCAUUUGAUUGUUCCCUGUUGGCACUUUACACCACUGUCCUUUCCUUCAUAUCACUGACAUAUCGUCAAAGAGGUAACAGACCUCGUGUGGCAUUCUCUGGUAUGUUCACGUCUUUCUUACAUUCAUUGCUAGAGGUCCAUUCUUCCUGCGCGCUCCCGUACAUACCUGCAACUUUCGUCUUUCAAUGCUCUACGCCCGUGGCAACAGCAGGAUUUGUUCUGAACCCAAUAAAAUAGCUUUCUGGCUUCCUUUUUGUUAAGGUUCAGCUCGCUCGACCUUGUUUCACCCUCCUUGCAGCUCUGCUUGCCCAGUUCUUGCCGCCUGGACUUCUUUACUUUCCAAAGUCGCAAAGCUUGAACAUGGAAACUGAUUGUGCUCUGUCGAAAAGGUCAUUUGCUCUGGUAGCAAGUGCGACACUUUCUUCUUACUACCCCCCACCUGGAUGCAAUAGUUGUACCGCGGUUUUUGCGCCAGCGUUUUGCGAGAGUUGUAUACCUGAAAGGGUAUCGCCUUUCAAGCGCAGGUCGGUUCUAAAGUCUGGAUUCAUCAUGCCCGUUCAGACCAGCCCACCGACAGUACCGGAUUCGUUCCCAUCCUUUAUGUCAGUGUUUGGUGGGAGACCACCCUGUCUUGCCGACAAAGAGGAGCAGGCGACAUCAAUUAAACCUCUGCAAGUGCCUACUAAUGUCACUGUUAAUACGUCACGACGGCCCCUUCCUUUUCAGCACCGUGAGAGCAUCUCAUCGAUGACAUCAGGCUCCACCGAUUCUUCCCCAACCACCACCAUCUCCACGUUCGAUUCGCCUUCAGGUCCGGAGACAUCCCCCAGUUCUUCGCCAGAAUCGCCAACGUCCAUGCCAUUGUCGUAUACCAAAUUCAUGCCGCCGGCGCCCAAUGCUGAGAGCAACUCGCUCUCGGCAGCCCAUAACCACCUUUCCAAAUUGUCAUCAGACACACCGAAUCCCAUGCGCCCGGACUCACCCGGCCGGCGGGCACGAAACCUGAAGAAUCUAUCUUUGAGAAUGCCUCCGCCUUCACAAUCUUCCCGUCCUCCCAUUGCGACAGCGUCAGUGGUUGAGACAACCUCUCAACACCAUCUCUCCGCGCCACCGUCGCCAGCGCAUAUUCCCCCCAAGAGCGCACGACGGAAACCGGCAAAUCUCACCAUUCGGACCCCCGGCUUUGAUAAAUCUUUUUCUAGUAAUAUCUCUGAAGUUCCACCUACUCCGGUCUGCCGGCAACCUUUGCGACAUACCGAAUCUUCACCAUCUCUAAAUUCGAUCUUUUCUCCCUCAUUUGGUCCCAAAGGUGGCAUGCAAUUACCCCGACCAAUGACCCAUCACGGCAGUCGGCGACCAUCAGCUCCCUCGGAGGAUAACCCAUCUCCCUUGCAGCCAGUCUCAGACGAGAAUUCAGUUUCCGGUGGGGUGCUGCAUGAAUUGGAGGAAGAGGAUGAUCAUUUAGACUCGAGAGAGUCCACUAGACGUAACGAACGUGGCUACCCGAAUGGGCCCAUCCAGAUCUACGACUCAGGGGUUUACUUGUACUUGGAACCAACAGUACAGGAAGCUUCUCAGUUUGACGUUGUCGUCAAUGUGGCAAAGGAAGUAGUAAAUCCGUUCACCAACACAACUGCCAACAAUGGGUCUGUCAUGAGCAUCCUUCGCAAUGGCUCAACAUCCUCCAAGCCUACAUCGACCGAAGUUCCCGGAACAGCCAUGUCGGAAAUUUCCUUCAAGUCUGCAUUUGAGUACCCUCCAAAUGAGUCGUCGCUCCAAACGCCUCGCAACAACUCGUCCGAGCCGGAAUAUAUCCAUGUGGGAUGGGACCACAACUCGGAAAUACUCGAUGAUCUGUACCCCCUCUGCGAGCUCAUUGACUCGCGCAUCUCACAAGGGAAGAAAGUUCUUGUCCAUUGCCAGUUGGGUGCCAGCCGAUCGGCCUCGUUGGUCAUCGCAUAUGGUUUAUACAAAAAUCGGCAUCUGGAUUUCAACUCUAUGUACGAAAUCGUGAAGGGACGGAGUCGCUGGGUUGGGCCUAAUAUGAGCCUUAUAUACCAACUGACUGAUUUCCGUUCGCGGUUACUCUGUGGUGGCCCUUCAAAACCCGCGCCUGAGGAGUGGUUUGUGGGAGGACCCCGGAGGUGUUCGGAACCUCAACCCCCUCGAACAGAGACGUCGAACCAGCCCGAAAUCGUCAUACCAGCUGACAGCUCGGCCACGGGACCCAUCUCGUGCGCUGGUCUCUCACAGGCAUCGACGAGCUCACUCUCGGUGCCCUCGACGAAUCAAUCUACACCUACUUCCGCGGAGAGCUUAAGCUUUUCCGGAACUGUUACACAGAAACGAAGUCUGUCUCCGCGACCAUUAACACUACGGAAAUCCAGCUUUCAAACCGGUGAUUCAGCAGUUCGGUCUAUUCGUCCAGAGUCCGUAUUGAAUCCAUGGUGUCCGCAAGGCGGACCUUAUUCUUUAGCAAAGACGGAUGUCUUCGUGCGGGAUGGCCCAGAACAACCACCCGCUCUCUUCUCACCUAGAACUAAUGGUUUCCUGGCGGCACCUUUAUCACAAUCAAUCUCUAGCCAAUUGGAGAAUAAUGGGAUACAUGGUCUCCGGUUCGGGUCCCGAAUAGCGGAUCCUAGGUCCCCUCCCCCAGGAAAUGAGCGUGUGAUCAUGAGGAAUAUUGACGAAUUUUUGUAAUUCAUCUGGCUUGAUGUUUGUGAUUUUUUUUUUUUUUGGGAGACGGAGUUCCCUUGCGGCGAUCGCUCAGCGAACACGUCCUUGAAAUGAUUCUAUGACUGUUUGACAUGCCCAAUUUUGAGGCCUACUGUCGUUUUUCCAAAAGAUUUUCUUAACUACCGGUUUCUUUCCCUCCCCCCCUCUUCACUUUUCUUCAACCUUUCUUCAGUUAUUUUCCCUUGGCCUUUGGGCUUCUAUUCUGAUGAUCUGAUGACCAAAGCGGGCUUUGCCGUCGUUAUUUUUCAUUCUACAAUACUUUCGCUAAUUGGCAUUUUCAUAUCUGUCAACCAGUGGCUUCACAUUACGUGUCUGAAGGGGUUGACUCGGCAUUGCAUGCUUAUUAUCGGCGUCCGGUGUGUUAUUAAAGAGAUAAAGGUGACGAGGACUCGUCCCCAAUAACCUUGUAAUACUAUUAUUAGUUGGGGUCUACACUUUCGCUUCGAUGUUUAGAGGUUUCUCCAUCGUUUCCAUUCAUUUUCAUUAUGUCUUAUCACACACUCUUUAUAUUGACACUGUGAUGGUUGCGUCGCAGUUCACGGCGAAAUACCCAUGAGCUACUUUAUUUCUGAAUACAAGGAUUUACUCUUAAG